Lathyrus oleraceus (garden pea) is the source of this 699-nucleotide messenger RNA. RefSeq lists its product as uncharacterized. The transcript is spliced from 3 exons. Bases 288 to 593 code for a protein of 101 amino acids. The record is from RefSeq and is a predicted model, not a curated record. Lineage: Eukaryota; Viridiplantae; Streptophyta; Magnoliopsida; Fabales; Fabaceae.
CGAACAUAGGAGAAUAAAUCUCCAUUAAUGGCUAGGUGUCAGCCAAAUCUUUGAAACAACAAGGUGGGAAAAACGAAGGUGCAGCGAGUAAAGUAAAGGCCACUAUUAUUGUUUCCAAGCCAUAGAGCCAUUACUAAUACUGACGGUCAAUCAUAAUAAAAACUCUGGAGAAAAACAAAAGCGGAUGGAAACGUUGGUGUUCAUCUCUUUCUAAAAAAAUCCACCUUCCCUCAAAAACUUCUUUCAUUUUGAAAAUCACAAAUGGUGACGAAGGUAAUACCCCGGCAAUGGAGUUUCGUCUAGCGACAUCCAACUAUGAUAAACAACACAACAAGCAUAAGGGGAAGGUAAUAACCUGUGAAACCGCGAAUGCGACAACGGUUUGGUCGUUCUUCGAACUGCUUCCAUUUCCCUUCGUGUUCCGGAAUGGUGGCUUUAGUCCCACCGCUAGGGUUUUGAAUUGGCAGCUGAGAUCAAAAGGAUGUCGGACUUGGAAGUGCUUUUGGUGCCGUCAGUUUGUCUACCCUGUUUUGGUGCUUAUUCUGAGAAAAGCGAAAUUUCUCAACACACUUGAAGAAAUGGAGUGUGUGUAAUAUUGAUACAAAAUGGGCAUCCUGUCUACUACUUCAGCAAGCAAUGGAGUGGGUAGUGCAACAUGGACAUGUUCAAAACCAUUAUGAGAAGGAAAAUCAUUUGUUU